UUGAAACCGGAAGCUGUGUUUUUUAGCUGUGCCGUUUUGACGCUGCUGUCUCUCGCCGCUCCUCCUGGGUAUGUUUACAGAUGCAACUCUUGAGAGAAAUGUGAUAAAACGAGCUGGAUUUAAUCACUUUAAUCCCUCAUCAUGAAGCUGCGAGUUCGGAUCCGGCGGCAGACGACCAGGCUGGAGUUACCGGGAGAAGAAGCCAGUCUGAGCGAGCUCACAGACCUCAUCAGGGAGACGCUUUUGUCUUCUCAUGGACUCAGUGCAGACACACCGUUCAGUUUGUCUCUGAAUGGCUCGGAGGUCCUGUCCGACUCCGGCGAGACGCUGUCGUCCUGCGGCAUCGUGUCCGGGGAUCUGAUCUGCGUCGUCCUGCCGGAGUCGGCAGCCGCCGGCGCCGCCACCGGCACGACCGGCAGCAGCACGGAGGCCCGCAGGCAGCAGAACCAACAGAACCAACAGAACCAACAGAACCAACAGACUGCUGUCAUCACAUCCAACCAGCCGACAGGCAGCAGCAGGAGGCCUGCAGCCGCUCUUAUGCAGACUCAGGACUCACCCGAGGUCUUGGACUCUGGACCCUCUGGACCCUCGGAGCCCAGCUGGGAGCCGAUGCUGUGCAGCGAGGCUGAGGACGGCCAGGCUCCUCUCUCCCUGGAGCUCCUCCACCACUCGGCACAGACCAGCAGUCCCAGCGACGCCGUCAUGGUGGCCGGACACCUGCUGAUGCUCGAGACCGGCUUCACUCCACAGGGCUGUGAGCUGAGGCCCGGGGAGAUGCCUCCAGGCUGGACCUCAGCAGCAGGAGUCUACCGGCUGCAGUACUCUCACCCUCUGUGUGACAACAGCGUGGCCAUGGUGGUGGCCGUGUGCAUGGGCCCCGUGCUCGUCAUCAAUGCGACCCUGAAGGUGAACGAAACCAUCGACACGGUCCGGAAGCUGUGUCUGAAUCCGUCCAGCUUCGUGACCCACGAGUGGCCAGGAGAAAGUGCAGCUGCAGCUUACAGAGAUCUGAAGAAACUUUCCCGAAUCUUCAAAGACCAGCUGGCGUACCCGCUGAUCGCCGCCGCCAGAGAAGCGAUGGCUCUGCCGGUGGCGUUCGGUCUGGCUGCUCUUCCUCCCGAGCUGUUGCUCCGAGUGCUGCGGCUGCUGGACGUUCGGUCCGUGGUCAGACUGUCGUCGUCAUGCCGACACCUGAGCGUCUGCUCGGCCGACUCGUCGCUAUGGAGACACCUGUACCUGCGCGACUCCAAAGAUCGAGCUCUCAGCCGGUCCAGAGACACAGACUGGAGAGAGCUGUACAAAAGUUUCUAUAAGCUUCACUGUGAGCUUCGCCACAUGACGCGCCACCGCUCGCUGCCCGUGCCCGUCCCGUACCGCCCGCUGCACCCCCCGCUGCCCGUCCCGCUGCACCCCCCGCUGCCCGGCAUCAUUGGGGGGGAGUACGACCAGUGGCCGGGCUUCCCCCGCGCCCUGCUGCCCCGCCCCCGCUACGAUCCCAUUGGCCCACCGCGAGAUCCCGACGGACGGCUUCCCAGAGUGCGGCCGAUGGCGGGACGUCCCGCAGACAUCCGGCGAGGAUUCAUCUGAGUCGUGUUUGUUUGUUUGUUUUCUCUUCUUUUCUUUUUCUUCUGAAAUAAAAACAACACAGAUCCCAACAACAACAACAACCAGUGUUUGUUUAUUUAAAAACAAAAGCAGAAACAGGAAGUAGCAGUUAGAAGAAAUAGCUUUUAUAGAAGGUCAACAGCUACGCCGACGACAGUCACGUUUACGCACCAAAAGGACUCGUUAAGUUUAGGAAAUAGAUUCAAACAGUCCCGAGGAGCAAACUCCAGUUUCCCGGGUGAAAGUAUUACAAUUAUAUUAUUAUAUUAGCUGAGAAUCUUGAAUUAAUUUGGGUUUAAUAAUACAACUUCACACUGUAAAGCAAACAUUUUUCAAAAUAAAAGUACUCUGGUAAAGUCAAGUUUUUAUGAAAUUCUGUAACUUAUAAAGUUAAAGUUUUUGACUCAGUUUUGGCUACAGCUACAUCGACGAUAGUUAAGUUUAGGCACCAAAAGGACUUUUAGGAAAAAGAAAAGAUAAACUUUUAUUGUCCAGAAGGAAAUUUGUCUCGUACACACAAACACAAUCAUAACUUAUGAAAUAAUUCAGAAUUGUCAACGAUGUACUUUAGGAAAAAUAAAAGAAUUUUAGGACAGAGAUCCAAAGGAACAAACGUGUUUUCUGGGUGAAAGUAUUAAAAAUAUAUGAUUAUAUUAGCCCAGAUUUAGCAUAAUAUAUGAUUAUAUUAGCCGAGAUGUAGCAUAAUAUUAUGCUACAUUAGCCCAGAUGUAGCAUAAUAUAUGAUUAUAUUAGCCCAGAUUUAGCCUAAUAUAUAUAUAUAUAUAUAUAAUUAGCCCAAAUUUAGUGUAAUAUAUUAUUAUAUUAGCCCAGAUUUAGUGUAAUACUGCGUAACUUGUGGCCACAGCCCUUUCAUAGAUUAUUUACUGUAUUCUGCUCACAUGUUCUUGAAUUAAUUUGGGUUUAAUAAUACAACUUCACACAGUAAAGCAAACGUUUUUCAAAAUAAAAGUACUCUAGUAAAGUCUAAACUUUGAGAUAGUAAAUCAUCAUUUUGGCUUUUUAUGAAAUUAUGUAACAAAGUUAAAGUUUUGACUCAGUUUUUCAUAAUUGUGAAAAAAAAAAAAAAAGUCUUUUCUUUGCCUCAUGGUGUUAAAACAAUGUCUCUUAUGAUUAAUAUUGAUUUAAAGACUAUGUUUUCUGCUUUUGAACACUGGAAUAAUCUGCAAAUGCAAUUAAAACCAAUAAAUGUGACUUUAAGAUGUUUGUAA
Molecule: messenger RNA, 2837 nt
Organism: Perca flavescens (yellow perch)
Lineage: Eukaryota; Metazoa; Chordata; Actinopteri; Perciformes; Percidae
Gene: fbxo7
Product: F-box protein 7
Exons: 10
Coding region: 142-1590 (482 amino acids)
Biological process (GO): positive regulation of autophagy of mitochondrion
Molecular function (GO): protein kinase binding
Source: RefSeq, a predicted model, not a curated record